Messenger RNA from Drosophila hydei, 844 nucleotides. RefSeq lists its product as uncharacterized. The coding region runs from base 260 to 622 and encodes 120 amino acids. The record is from RefSeq and is a predicted model, not a curated record. NCBI's taxonomy places the organism in Eukaryota, Metazoa, Arthropoda, Insecta, Diptera, Drosophilidae. The transcript is spliced from 4 exons.
CACUUCUUGGCGUUCACAUCGAGUCGAAACAGUUGAAACGGAUCCUCUCCAACAAUAUCGCAUUUCACUUGUGUUUGCAGUACCAUAAAUUUAACAAUUCCGUGAGACACACACACACUUAUAUAUAUAUCUCAAUACAUAUAAAAGAGAAAUCGUUUUCGCGCUCCAACAAUUUGCCCGAAAUCAAUUUUGCCGCCGCUAUUUGCUUAGCCAGCCCAAUAUCCUUUGCGCCCAACAACAAAAAAGAAACCCAAUAAAAAUGAUGAAAUUCGUCCAAAUCGUGUUAUGCUACGGCCUUUUGCUGAGCGUGUUCUUUGCUUUGAACGAGGCGCGACCAUCGGCAGCUGAGGCGACUGCUGAAACUGAUGGACUGGAUCAGCAGGAUGUAGAGGAUGUGCGUGCCGCCUAUGGCGGCUAUGAGAUGCCCGCCCAGGCGAUCUAUCCGAACUUGCCCAUGGAUCGCUUGCAGAUGCUUUUCGCACAGUACAGACCCACCUACAGCGCCUACCUACGCACUCCCUCCUAUGGCAACAUGAACGAGCUCUUCCGCAUGCCCGAGAGCAAGCGUCAAGUGAGGUACAGGCAGUGCUACUUCAAUCCCAUCUCCUGCUUUAGAAAGUAAAUGCCAACAGCCGAUGACGACGAUAGCAACACAAACACUUAAAAAAAAAAAACAAAAUAAAAAUCCAAAAACACAGCCCAAUUGAAAAAUUAACAUUUCAAACUAUGGAAAAACCGUUUAGCAUAAUUCCAAUGCCAAUAUUUAGUGCAAUUAACUAAAGUUAAGACUCAACGCUCUAUGAAUGUCUAUUAAACACAAACAAACAAAUGAUAAAUUCUAAAU